AUGUGAAGAAAUUUACCGGAAUUUGCAAUGGACAAUUUUCCGACAAAGUAAAUUCAAUUAAACUUCAAUGGGCAUCUUUUAUUUCCGCGUUGCAAAGCUCAAAACUGUACGCGGUGAUUUCCAGUGCAUAGAAAUUUACUUACCAGUUCUUGAAAUUUUCCAUGCAAUUUUGGCACUUCCUGCAUCUCUCUUAUUUAAAUCCAUAUCUAGAGCAAAGUUUGAGCUAUAGUAACAAGCAAAUUAAUCUAUUUCCAAAUUCUCUCUAAUCUUAUUUUUGAUAUAUCCCCAAUUAUUGUUAUGGCUAUGAACAUUGAGUUGUCCUCUGAAACCAAACAAGAAGAAAUGCAGGUGACAAUAAAGGUUGAUGAGGACAUUCAAGAAAAUGAGGUCCUUGAGGUCAAGACAAAAACAGUAGAUCCAGUUGAACUCACAAAGCCCGCCUUAGAUUCGGCUGGUGAAAGUGGCACACGCACUGCAGAGGCCCACGAAAAGUCUAGCAAUUGGAUAGUGAAAGCACCAGAGGAGGAUUCUACAAGAUCAAUAAGGAGUGAAGUGCAACCAUUAUUGACUUUGUUGUUAACAGUCAUGGUGUUUAUCGCAGGAGGGGCAUAUGCAGCUCUUCUUAAUUUUCAUGAAGUUUUUCCUCACGUAGAGCAUGUCAAGAUUGUGAACCUUAGCAUCCUUGAGUUGUUGACAUUUCCAAGUGCUGCAGUAGAAGGUUUUCUUUUCCUUAGUGCGGCCACAAUCACAUUCAUAUCAAGCAUGUUGGUGAUUUUGUCUGCCUUGUGCCUGAUCUGUGGGAAAUGGGCAUGGGGCCCUUCAUUGGCGACUUUAAUCUUGUUUGUAAUAGCGGCAAUGUUUCUUAGUUUUUUUGCUAUGCUGAAUAAGCUUGUUCCGCACUUGAUCACAGUAGGUGGAGGCCUUGCCAAAGUUCCAGGAGUAAUAAUUGUUAUAUUCUACAGUAUAUAUGUGAUGGUUCUUAUACCUAUAUUGGCAGUUAUUGUUACAAGGGUAAUUUAUGGAAUUCGUACAUGUAAGAUAGUGAAGUUGUGUACAACAAAAGCUUAAAUUUUCUAUGCAUUUGACAUUCUAGUGCAGAGUGUAAUCUAGGACUAGCCUCAUAUCCUACAUGCCACUAAAAGUGCAAUGCGGUGAUUAGUAGCAGCUUUUUGAUUUUUUUUUUUUGUUACGAGUAAUA
Molecule: messenger RNA, 1198 nt
Organism: Lycium barbarum (goji berry)
Lineage: Eukaryota; Viridiplantae; Streptophyta; Magnoliopsida; Solanales; Solanaceae
Exons: 2
Coding region: 298-1068 (256 amino acids)
Source: RefSeq, a predicted model, not a curated record